CAGAUAUCCUUUGAUUUGGAUUCCUGCCUUGAGCAAGGAGUUGGCCCCUUCCAACUUCAUUAUUCUACAAUUCUAUGCCCUCAAUGUAAGACUACCAUCCCACUGGCUUUCAUCUUCCCAUUUAUCCAAAGGUCUUGGGAAAGGUAAAAAAAAAAAAAGGAGACCAGAGAUGGCGCUCCGGGGAGGACUUUUUCUCCCACGCUUUCUCGGGUGGGCGAAAGGAACCUUGACCCCCAGCCUUCAUAAUGAGAACAGGGGCACCGCCGUCAUCUCUGAUCACGUCUGCAGCUGAGGAUUUGAGGGCAGCGGAGAGCUCAGUGGGUCUCUCAUUGAAGCUUUAACGAGGCCGCAUGAAGACAGAAGCGGUGUACCUAAAGCAGCGCAGGUCACGGGGCCGCUUUGAAGAGGUUGCCGGCUUAGAUGUGGCAGGAGCGACAGCGACAGGAUCCAACAAGGGAAGGGGCUGUCACUCGGCCGCAGCGUGCAGGCUUUCCCUUUCGGUCCCCAAUUCAGUUCCUGGCAUUUCCAAAGCGGACUGGGGGAAAUCUCUGUCUGAGUCCCAGGACAGCCGCUGCCCAUCUGAGUACACCGUUCAUGGGCAACCAGAUGCCUGGUCUUCUCCUUCUGAGAAGAAAGCCAACCAGCGGUGGCCACCAAGAGAUCGACCGGAAACAAGACUUUGCAAAUGGAGAAGAUCAAGGCCCGCUUGAAGGCUGAGUUUGAGGCGCUGGAGUCGGAAGAGAGGCAUCUGAAGGAGUACAAGCAGGAGAUGGACCUUCUGCUGCAGGAGAAGAUGGCGCACGUGGAAGAGCUGCGACUCAUCCAUGCCGACAUCAACGUCAUGGAGAACACCAUCAAGCAGUCUGAGAAUGACCUCAACAAGCUCUUGGAAUCCACGCGUCGUCUGCACGAGGAGUACAAGCCACUGAAGGAGCACGUGGACGCCUUGAGGAUGACUUUGGGCUUGCAGAGGUUGCCGGAUCUGUGUGAGGAGGAAGAGAAGCUCUCUCUUGAUUACUUUGAAAAGCAGAAAGCCGAGUGGCAGACGGAGCCUCAGGAGCCGCCGAUCCCUGAAUCGUUGGCGGCCGCGGCUGCGGCCGCUCAGCAGCUGCAGGUGGCGAGGAAACAGGACACUCGGCAGACAGCGACGUUCAGGCAGCAGCCACCACCCAUGAAGGCUUGCUUGUCCUGCCACCAGCAAAUCCACCGUAACGCGCCCAUCUGCCCUCUGUGUAAAGCGAAAAGCCGCUCUCGGAAUCCCAAAAAGCCCAAGAGGAAGCAAGACGAAUGAGAAGCAGGGACAGAAAGGGGGGAAAAAGCAUAAGAAAAGAAAACACUUGCCAAGAAAGCCUGUGAUUCAACCCAGCCUCUCCCCCUCCUUCUUUCCAGUAGAACUGUACAUGUGGUCAGAAGUCUUCGGAGUGCAAACUUUUUGAGUGUUCCUCUGUUCUCGUUCAGCGUGAUGUAAGCACAACCGUUCUGUUUGGGCUCACUUGUGGUCUGGUAUUUGAUCUUUUGCUUUGUAGGAAACCGAGGGUGCUACCGUUAUAAAGUAUCAGUCAUUCUGCUUUUCGGACUCUGCGCACAAAGGGAGACCUCCGCCGGUCAUUAAGGUGAAGGCAGAAGGACUUU
Molecule: messenger RNA, 1632 nt
Organism: Pogona vitticeps (central bearded dragon)
Lineage: Eukaryota; Metazoa; Chordata; Lepidosauria; Squamata; Agamidae
Source: RefSeq, a predicted model, not a curated record